CCAGGAGGCUGGAAAUUGAGCCCCUUACCUUGGGAUCAUCUUGCGAAGAAGUCCUGACUAGAGCCUGGUGGCUACAGAAUCUAUAAACCAUGAGAGAACCUCCUCUGUUGUUUCUUUUCACCGAAUCAUCAAGUCCAAGGAGCCACCAAAGUUUGGCCAGGUCUGACUAGACCUAUCUUGACCUUCAACCAUGUUACGCCUCACAACAACCAUCCUCACCGCCUUGACCAUCUUCACCAUCCCGGCCUUUGCUGGUGGCGGCGAGGGUGGGCAUGGCGGCUACACCAAACCAGAAGACAACGUCUACGAUUAUGUGAUCGUUGGUUCUGGACCUGGAGGUGGUCCUCUGGCAACCAACCUCGCCAAGGCCGGCCACUCUGUGCUCUUGGUCGAAGCCGGCGAUGACCAAAGCAACAACCCAACGUCCGAGAUUGGGGCGCUAUUCUUUUUGCCCUACCAGGAUGCCUCUAUGCGAUGGGACUUCUUUGUACGCAACUACGCAAAUGAGAGUCGCCUACUGCAGCACAACCAUCGCGUGUACCGCAAAACCGAUGGCACCUUUUAUGUCGGCACGAGCCCCCCUGCGGGAGCGACUCUUUUGGGUAUUCAUUACCCCCGCGGUGGAACUCUUGGGGGAAGUUCUGCUGUCAACGCCAUGUCAUCCGUCUUGCCCAGUGAUAGCGAUUGGCAAAUUAUAGCCGAUCUGACCGGUGAUACAAGUUGGAACCCUAUCGCCAUGCGAUCCAUCUUUGCUCGUAUAGAGAACAACCACUAUCUACCAUCUGGCACUCCGGGUCAUGGCUUCAACGGUUAUUUUGACACAAGCAUGAGCGAUGAAUCUGUUUGGGUGGGGCAAGACGACAUGACCACGGUGAUGGCUGAGGCUGCCGACGACCUCGGUCAAGAUCCUCUGAAUAUUGUCGACCACCUGACAGCCGACGUCAACGCCCUUGACCCGGCCCGCGACAAGAGUGUGGGUGUAUUUGGUUCUGCCGUCCACUCGGACGAGAAUGCUCGUCGUUUCUCCUCCAGGGAUCUUGUUCUGGAGACCGCCAGUGCCCUCACCGCUGCCGGCAAGAAGAAGUAUCCGCUCUGGAUUCAGCUCAACACUCUGGCGACCAAGGUGACCUUCAAGGAUAUCAAUCACCCCCACCGCAAGCCCAAGGCAACAGGUAUUGAGUACCUCCAAGGACAGUCCGUCUAUCGAGCAGAUCCCAGGAACACAGCUUCCAACAACGGGACAUGGGGCCGCGCUUUUGCCCGCAAGGAAAUCAUUGUGUCUGGUGGCACUUUCAACUCACCCCAGCUCUUGAAGCUCUCGGGCAUUGGUCCAGCAGAAGAGUUGGCUUCCUUUGGUAUCCCUCUGGUGAAGAACCUCCCAGGCGUGGGCACCAACCUGCAAGACAAUUACGAGGUUCCCAUCGUCGGCCACGCGGCCAGAAAUUUCACCACUCCGCCCCCCGACCCGGCCGACCCUGCUUGCUGGUUUGGAGCACCCGGGGACCCUUGUGUCACGCUCUGGCAAAGCCAGCAGGGACCAUACAUGAAGGGGGCCACUCUCAACGCGGUCUUUAGGAAAAGCAUUUCGCCGGCUUACAACGAGCGUGACAUUUUUCUCGUCGGCGGGCUCUUCGCACUCAGAGGCUUUUGGCCACCCACUGAUAGCAUUGUGCCCGACCCGCCAAACAUGUUUGGCUUCUCGACCGUCAAGAUCGGACCCCAGUCGCGCGGCGGCAAAGUCCUCCUCACCAGCGCCGACCCCAGAGAUGUGCCGAGCAUCAACUUUCACUUGUUCGAAGAAGGUGACGCUGGCACGGCCAUGGAUCUGGCCGCUGAGUUGGACACUGUCAAGUUUGUGAGGAGAUUAUUUGCCUCUGUGCCAGCUCCUCUCGGGCCAAUUUCUCCUGUUGAGCCGCCAUGCUCCGGCGGGAUGUCGGCCGACGGCACAUGCGAUGACGCCGCCGACAUUGAGUGGCUCAAGAACCAGAUUUUCGGACACCACCCGACAAGCACAUGUGCUAUCGGAGCUGACUCUGACCCCAACGCAGUGUUGGAUAGCAAGUUCAGAGUGAGGGGUGUUCGCGGCUUGAGGGUGGUCGAUGCCAGUGCUUUCCCCAGAGUACCAGGCCCGUUCCCGGUGCUGCCCACAUUCAUGCUCAGCGAGAAGGCUUCUGAGAGUGUGUUGGCUGAUUCUCAUACUUGGUGA
Messenger RNA from Podospora bellae-mahoneyi, 2206 nucleotides. RefSeq lists its product as uncharacterized. The coding region runs from base 191 to 2206 and encodes 671 amino acids. The transcript is spliced from 2 exons. Gene Ontology annotation, molecular function: flavin adenine dinucleotide binding; oxidoreductase activity, acting on CH-OH group of donors. The record is from RefSeq and is a predicted model, not a curated record. Lineage: Eukaryota; Fungi; Ascomycota; Sordariomycetes; Sordariales; Podosporaceae.